Brassica oleracea var. oleracea is the source of this 2596-nucleotide messenger RNA. RefSeq lists its product as uncharacterized. Lineage: Eukaryota; Viridiplantae; Streptophyta; Magnoliopsida; Brassicales; Brassicaceae. The transcript has 10 exons. The record is from RefSeq and is a predicted model, not a curated record. Bases 230 to 1936 code for a protein of 568 amino acids.
AAAGGAAGAGAAGGAAAGGAAAGGGUGCGCAUGUGACUGAUCACGCCUCCACCUCAAAAGAGACGCACACUCUCUCUCUCCCCCCCCGGCGAUUCUCUUCAAAUCUCUCAACCGCGCUCCGAACACAUCCACCGCAUCUCUAUGACUCAUCACACAAUCUCUUAACCAAAAGAGGAGAGAGAGAGAGACAACAUUAAAGAAGAAGCGAGAUCUAAAUCCCCUCCCUCAAAUGCUCGCGAAGAAUCAUCGGCUGCCGGGAAGCGGCCACACCACUCCAUCUCCUCCCGGCUCUCCUCGCCGCUCUCCUCGGUACCGUCACUCCCGUUCAAAAGCCUCCGCUCGGUUCCCCGCCGCCGUCCAGCCGAGCCGGACCCUCGCGCAUCGCGUCUCGUGGAUCAUCUUAUCGGCUCUCCUCCGGCGCCAGGGAGUCUUCCUCUUCGCGCCUCUGAUAUACAUCUCGUGUAUGCUGCUGUACAUGGGCACCGUGUCCUUCGACGUUGGUCCCAUCAUUAGGCAUCGAUCUCCUCCCGGAUCUGUUUACAAAAGCCCCCAGCUUUACGCCAAGCUUAGGCAUGAUAUGGACGCUGAUAACUCCACGGCUGAUGCGAUAUCAACCAUUUGGAAACAUUCGUAUAAAGGUGGGGAGUGGAAGCCCUACGUGAACAAGUCCACUGGAGCGUUGCCGGAGUCGAAUGGUUAUAUAUAUGUUGAAGCAAACGGAGGCUUGAAUCAGCAGCGGACAUCGAUAUGCAAUGCGGUUGCUGUGGCAGGCUAUCUCAACGCAACUCUAGUAAUCCCCAACUUUCACUUUCACAGCAUAUGGAGAGAUCCAAGUAAAUUUGGGGACAUCUACGAUGAAGAGUUCUUUGUCAAUACCUUAGCAAACGAUGUACGAGUGGUUGACACAAUUCCUGAAUAUCUAAUGGAGCGAUAUGACUUUAACAUGACAAAUGUCUACAACUUCAGAGUUAAAGCGUGGUCACCCAUUCAAUAUUAUCGGGACUCCAUCUUGCCGAAGCUACAUGAGGAGAAGGUUAUACGAAUAUCACCAUUUGCAAAUAGACUUUCGUUUGAUGCUCCUCAACCUGUCCAGAGACUUAGAUGUUUGGCGAAUUACGAAGCCCUGAGGUUUUCGGAACCCAUACUAACACUAGGAGAAACACUGGUGAAGAGAAUGAAAGAUCAAAGUGCAAAUCACGGAGGAAAGUACGUAUCUGUACAUCUGCGCUUUGAAGAGGACAUGGUAGCUUUCUCCUGUUGUGUAUUUGAUGGUGGCAAGCAAGAAAAACAAGAUAUGAUUGCAGCAAGAGAACGAGGAUGGAAAGGAAAGUUUACAAAACCAGGCCGUGUUAUUAGACCUGGUGCUAUCAGGCAAAACGGGAAAUGCCCUUUAACUCCUUUAGAGGUGGGCUUAAUGCUAAGAGGAAUGGGUUUCAACAAAAGCACAUAUAUAUUCCUUGCAUCUGGUCAGAUAUAUAACGCUAACAGAACCAUGGCCCCGCUACUAGAGAUGUUCCCUAAUUUACAAACUAAAGAGAUGAUUGCAUCAGAGGAGGAACUUGCUCCAUAUAAGAACUUCUCUUCAAGAAUGGCUGCCAUAGAUUAUACAGUCUGUCUCCACAGCGAAGUAUUUGUGACCACACAAGGUGGAAACUUUCCUCACUUCCUCAUGGGUCACCGGAGAUAUCUGUACGGAGGACACUCCAAAACUAUUAGACCGGACAAGCGAAAGUUAGCAAUCCUCUUUGACAAUCCCAACAUCGGAUGGAGGAGUUUUAAACGUCAUAUGCUAAACAUGAGGUCUCAUAGUGACUCAAAGGGGUUUGAGCUAAAAAGACCUAAUGACUCCAUUUACACAUUCCCUUGUCCCGACUGUAUGUUACGUAAGAACAGAACAACGACCCCAGAUUCUAAACCACCACCCCCUGCCAUUUGAAAACACACAAACGCACUCGCUUCAUUGCCGGCCAAAAGGCUGUGUUCAUUCCUUGUAAUUCUAAUUCUUUCAUAUCAGAGUGGAUCUUGACAACUUCGGGGCCUCUCCCGAGAGUUUUAGGGAGACAGCGUUUGGAGGGGUCGCAAAAUUGUCUAUUUAUAUCCGGGGAAGGGUCUCACCAGAGGAGUAGUAGCCACAACAUUGUUUGAUACGUUUGACACAUUGAAGCUGAUGCAUCUAACAUGGGAGGAAAUUGAGGGUUUAGUUCAAAUCCUUGACUGCUGCUGGUGGUCAAAGAGUAGGACAGCGUUUGGAUGUUCACUUCUUCUUUGUUUUUUGGGUGUUUUUGCGGUUUGAAGCGUUUGCGUUUUGUACAUUUAUGUAAACGCAGACGUUAGAGUCUACUUUUGUGUUAGGAGAUAUGUAGAAACUGACUAACAGGGGGAGAGAAGAAGCUGCCCGAAAAGUUUUGUACAUUGGUUUGGUUUAGAGGCGAUGAUGGUGUCUCUUUUGGUUUUGGUUUAGGUUUAUUUAAAUUUUUUGUUGUAGCAGGGUCUUUUAAUUGUGUUUCACAUCAUAUUCUUCUGAUUCUUCCGGAGGUAGAAUGUUAUGUUUAUUUCAGGAAACAACUCUCUUAAUAUUGAUUUGAUUCUUUCAUUU